Trematosphaeria pertusa is the source of this 891-nucleotide messenger RNA. Its product is annotated as hydroxyacylglutathione hydrolase. Lineage: Eukaryota; Fungi; Ascomycota; Dothideomycetes; Pleosporales; Trematosphaeriaceae. The record is from RefSeq and is a predicted model, not a curated record. Gene Ontology annotation, molecular function: hydroxyacylglutathione hydrolase activity. The transcript has 7 exons. The coding region runs from base 1 to 891 and encodes 296 amino acids.
AUGCCUUCGUCACGAACACGCCUCUUUCUCAGCAUCUUCCUUAUGAGCCUACUCGCUGCUGCCAUCAAGCGUAGCUCUCUAAAUAUCUUCUCACGUCCAAUCGCACAACCAGUAACAUCGCGCGCCAUGCAUGUCCAAUCGAUUCCCAUGUGGGAGGGUACGGGUAAUAACUAUGCCUACCUCGUGACCGAUGAUAAGUCGAAGGAGGCCGUCAUCAUUGACCCUGCGAAUCCGCCGGAAGUCCUGCCAGUUCUAAAGGAGAAGACCGACAGCGGUGCGAUCAAGCUCUCUAAGAUCAUUAACACCCACCACCACCAUGAUCACGCUGGAGGAAACGUUGAGAUUCUCAAACACUACAAACUUCCCAUUAUAGGCGGCAAGGACUGCUCCCGAGUCACAACCACUCCCGACCAUAAGUCGCAAUUCCACAUUGGCGAGGGCAUCAAGGUGACCGCACUCCAUACGCCUUGCCAUACUCAAGACAGUAUCUGCUACUUCUUCGAGGACGGCUCCGAACGCGCUGUCUUCACUGGCGAUACCCUAUUCAUCGGCGGCUGCGGUCGCUUCUUCGAGGGCAACGCAACGGAAAUGCACAAAGCUUUGAACGAAGUCCUUGCUUCCCUUCCCGACGACACGAAGGUGUACCCAGGCCAUGAGUACACUAAGGGUAACGUCCGUUUCGCAAAGAAAGUGCUGAACAACGAUGCUAUCAAGAAACUCGACGAGUUUUCGCAAGCGAACAAGGAGACUCAGGGGAAGUUCACGAUUGGGGAUGAGAAGCAACACAAUGUCUUCAUGCGCGUGAACGACCCAAACAUCCAGCAACUUGUCGGCCAGACUCAACCAGUUGAGGUUAUGAGGACGUUAAGAGAGAUGAAGGAUCGGUCGUAG